Molecule: messenger RNA, 2515 nt
Organism: Stegostoma tigrinum
Lineage: Eukaryota; Metazoa; Chordata; Chondrichthyes; Orectolobiformes; Stegostomatidae
Gene: txnipa
Product: thioredoxin interacting protein a
Exons: 8
Coding region: 97-1290 (397 amino acids)
Biological process (GO): protein transport
Cellular component (GO): cytoplasm
Molecular function (GO): ubiquitin protein ligase binding
Source: RefSeq, a predicted model, not a curated record
GGGUACGCAGAACAGAUCGAACUCACACAGUGACAGCGGAAGAAAGGAUUUAUCGCUGUGAUACAGCAAGAGGUAGUAGCCAAGCUGGACGCUAACAUGGUGGUCAACAAGAAGCUCCUUCCCACUUUUGAGCUGGUCUUCAGCUCGGAGCGCACCUACACGGCCGGCGACAAGGUGGCCGGGCGGGUCCGGCUGCAGACCGCCCAGCCGCUGAGGGUCACCGCCGUGCGCAUCGUCGCCCUGGGCUACGCCCGAGCCCAGCUCCUCAAGGGCUCGCAGCCCCUGCGCCAGCAGCAGGAUUACCUGCACUUCCAGGAAACGCUGCUUCCGGAUGGAGAGAACCGGACCUCAGACAUUGAUGGAUCUAUGUUCCUGCAGCCUGGCAAAAUGUACGAGUACAGUUUCAGCUUCCAGAUACCAGAAGGGCCCUUGCCCCCCUCGUUCAAGGGCAAGUAUGGUGGUGUCUGCUACCUCGUAACAGCAUAUGUUGAUCGGGAGAAGCAGCCAUCCCUGGAAACCAGCAGGGACUUUGAUGUGGUCGAGCCCAUUGAUGUCAACACGCCAACCUUACUAUCCCCAGUUGGUGGGUCCAAUAAGAAGAAGGUGACUUGUUUCUUCCUGUCUGAUGGUUACGUGUGCAUUGCUGCCAAGAUUGACCGGAAGGGUUACUGCCAAGGUGACCAGAUCUGCAUCAAUGCCCAAUUCCAGAACAAUUGCUCACGUAUUGUGAUGCCCAAGGCAGCCAUCUUGGCAAAGCAGACCUACCAGGUGAGCGGCAACACCAAGGUCUUCAAGGAGAAACUCAACAGUGUCCGGGGGAACCACAUCAUCUCGGGGAUGUCUGAAUCCUGGUGUGACAAGUGCCUGCAGAUCCCCACCGUGAAACCAUCAAUCAGCUCUCACAUCAUCUGCUUGGAGUACUCCCUACUGGUUUAUGUCCACAUUCCAGGCAGCAAGAAGCUGGUCCUUGAACUCCCUCUGGUCAUUGGCACCAUCCCAUACAAUGGCAUGAACAGCCGAUCAUUCAGCAAUACCAGCAACUGCAGCAGUGUAAGCAGCAGCAGCAUGAGCUGGCCCCACAUGGAGUUCCCGGAGCAAAUGGCAGCCAGUCCUUUCCAUGUGUGCUCUGCGAGUCACUGUCUGGAAAGCCCCACCACUCCCUUGUUGGAUGAUUGUGAUGGCCUGCCAGAGAGUCCCAUCUUCAUGAAGUCUGCAGUGUUUAGCUACGGGUCAUCGCCGGUCAGCUCGGAUGUGGAUGAGAAUGGGAACUGCGAGUGCAUGGUUGAGUGAAACUGCAGAGUCCUGCAAUGACUUUUUAUAAACACAGACUUGGACUCCAGUUUAAAUCACCGUAUGCGUUUUCAGAUGCACUUAACGGGGAGGGCCUGCAGGAGCUGGGCUGCGCCAGCGAGAAAAGGUCAAGGAAGAGGUAGUGUGUGCAUGCAUGAAGGUCUCGACCUGUUGCUGACUCCCACCGUGAGAUGGUCGAAAUUCCUAGAGUUACGUCAUGCCACUCAGUAAUCAUGGGGACACUCUGUACCUGUACUGAGCUGAAGGAACCUGGCUUGUUUUGUGAAUGAGGGGAGCUACAUGUUGUGCAGUUACAGAUUUACAAAUAAUAUUGUUUAAAUUGUUGAUUGCCAUUUCUUUCUGUUCUCCUGAAGAAUGUUUGAUAUCUUUUUUCCUUAACUGAUAGGGCAACACAGAUAUUUCACUGCUUUGUGCCAGGCUAUGGACUUGUGCGCAAGGUGGCAGAUGAUUAUGGCCAUCUGAGGUAACUAGUAAACCAUACCUUAGCUGGUUGAACAUGGGGCAAGCACUGAGUGUAUACCCUUCCUCCAUCAGUCAGUCCCUGUUUCUGCCAUCGUCUGGCUUGAAGGAAGAUGCUAGUCUAAGAAACAGAAUUUGGUCAUUCCAGAUAUCCUGAACAAUUCUCUGUUGGAAGAAAUGCUGCCAAACUUUGCAUUUUCACUGCAGUAUUGUCCUGGCACUUAUUAUUCUGAUUUGUUUCUUCACAUUGCCUUGUACCAUCAUCGGCAGCAUUCUGCUAAUCAAAAAGGGCAUUACUUGGUACCUGUUUUUAGGCAGAGGUUUAUUUCUUUGGUAGCUUUCUGUUUGAAGGUCAAUAAUUGCUGACAUUCUAAAACAGCAAGCUUCAUGUUGUACAAUUUGCUGUUUUUUUGUUUUUUUAACAAGCAAGAAACAUUUCAAAACACUCCACUCUGCUGUUUGUAUAACAUUUCCAGUUUUGUGUAACUUUGUACUGAGGAUGUGAAUCCUGUGUUUCUUUUUUCCCAAGUCUUCCCAUAAGUCUUCUGACUAUCUGAGCUCAUUGGGGAAAUAUAUCUCAGUCUAAAGUGUUGUUUUGACAAGGAUUUUAUUCAAAUAUUUUUGAUUUUCUAAAAUUCUACUAUGUGGAAUCUGCCAAAUGUUAUUUUGUGUAUUUUUCUAAGCUAAGUAUUUUAUUUUGUAAGUGUGAUCAAUUUUGAAUAAAGUUUUUAAGUAUUUUACAACA